AUGUCGAAACCAGUCCUCGUUGUAAUCGGCACCGGCUGGGGCGGCUUCACCCUCACCCAAAAAAUCGACCUGACGAAAUACAGUGUCAAGGUCAUUUCGCCCAUUCGAACAAUCCAGUACACCCCGCUGCUGGCCAGCGCAGCAUGCGGGCUAUUCAAUUUCCGUCUGGCGGAAGAACCUGUCAGGAGAAAGCACAGGACGGAGAUGGACUACUACAAGGCCAUCGCGGAGGACAUUGACUUUGAAAAGCGAAUCGUGCGGUGCAAGACCGACGCGGCCACCGCCGGCGAAGACCCAACUGCUUUUGAAGUAAAGUACGACAGAAUCUGCAUUGCGCCAGGAUGCGAAACGCAGGACUUUGGUACGCCGGGUGCAAAAGAGCAUGCUCUUUUUCUGAAGACGACCAACGACGCCCGCUUGAUACAACAGCGCAUUCUCCAAAUGCUCGACAAGGCUUCGCUUCCCACGACUAGCGAACAGGACCAGCGAGAUUACUUGAACAUUCGAAUCGUCGGUGGCGGCGCCAUUGGCAUUGAGGCGGCCGCCGAGCUAUGGGAUCUCUGGUUCGAAGACAUGCGUUUCCUGUUUCCUCACCUCGAUGGCAAGGUGACCAUCACCAUUCACGACGUCGCGUCCAAGAUCCUCUCCACCUUUGAUGCCAACCUGAGCGAGUACGCCACGACUUCGUUGCAAGGCAAACACGUCCAGAUCAAGACCGGAUCGCACAUCCAAAGCGUGGAGGCCGACGCAAUCUUUACCAAAGAGGACGGCCGGCUGCCUUUUGGAUUGCUCAUCUGGGCUACGGGAAAUAAGUCGAGCGCCUUGGUCGAGAAGCUGCCCGUGAAGAAGCCAGCGAGUGGCCUGCCUCGUAUACUGACAGACAAGUUCCUCCGUGUCUUGCGCCCGGACGGGAGUCCGCUGGAUGAUGUCUACGCUCUCGGCGACGCUGCCGAUAUCGAGGGAGAAUCUCUGCCCACGUUGGCUGAAGUAGCUCUGCAGAAAGGCGAGUACCUCACCAGCGUCCUGAACUCGAACGCCGAUCCCGUACCCUUUCAUUACAAGCAGAGAGCGCUUUUGGCCUACCUGGGCCGCCACGAUGGUAUUAUUGGAGGUCGGCAGGAAUGGACUGGGAUGAGCGCAUGGUUGGCUUGGCGUUCGGGUAGUCUUGGGUGGACGAGGAGCUGGAGGAGGAAGAUUAUGAUUUCAAUCAGCUGGUUGUUUAUUUGGCUGGCGGGUCGAGAUAUUGCGAGACCAUAG
This is a messenger RNA of Colletotrichum orchidophilum, 1257 nucleotides long. RefSeq lists its product as uncharacterized. NCBI's taxonomy places the organism in Eukaryota, Fungi, Ascomycota, Sordariomycetes, Glomerellales, Glomerellaceae. The record is from RefSeq and is a predicted model, not a curated record. The coding region runs from base 1 to 1257 and encodes 418 amino acids. Gene Ontology annotation, molecular function: NADH dehydrogenase activity. The transcript has a single exon.